Messenger RNA from Scatophagus argus, 5989 nucleotides. It is a transcript of the gene pik3cd, whose product is annotated as phosphatidylinositol-4,5-bisphosphate 3-kinase, catalytic subunit delta. The record is from RefSeq and is a predicted model, not a curated record. Lineage: Eukaryota; Metazoa; Chordata; Actinopteri; Scatophagidae. Gene Ontology annotation, cellular component: phosphatidylinositol 3-kinase complex; plasma membrane; cytoplasm. The transcript has 23 exons. Gene Ontology annotation, biological process: phosphatidylinositol-3-phosphate biosynthetic process; phosphatidylinositol-mediated signaling; phosphatidylinositol 3-kinase/protein kinase B signal transduction. Gene Ontology annotation, molecular function: 1-phosphatidylinositol-3-kinase activity; 1-phosphatidylinositol-4-phosphate 3-kinase activity. The coding region runs from base 334 to 3456 and encodes 1040 amino acids.
GGCUCGCAGGGCGCUGGAGAGGCAGAGCGCAGCCGCUCAGUCCGGGUCAGUGCAACAGCAUCACCGCAUGAAUGACAGCGCACUUGAACGACGCAGGGAAACAUUUCUGCACGCCACAGGAGCCGUACGAGGGUUUCGUCCGUUUGAGCUGGAUUUACAGCACAACACCUCACUUCUCGUCACGGGUAGAACCGCAGCACGCAGCCACCUGAGCGUAGCAUGUCAGCGUAAUGUUACAGCCUCCAUCUUCGCUGUGAUAAAGAAACCAUGAAGAGAUGACCGGCUUGUAGAGCUCACAGCAGAGGAGCUGACGGUAAAUGAGAGGCCGUCACCAUGCCCCCGGGGAAGUAUGGGAUGCAGGAGGAAUGGGAGAAGGAGGGGGACCAGGGGAUCGUGAUGGACUUCCUGCUGCCUACUGGGAUCUUCCUCAAAUUCCCUGUGUCUCGAAAUGACACCAUCAAAAGCAUCAAAAAAAUGGUUUGGAAAAAUGCCAGAAGCGAGGCCCUGUUCAGUGCACUGGGUGACCCCGACGCAUACGUCUUCACCUGCAUUAACCAGACAGCAGAGAGGGAGGAACUGGAAGAGGAAUCGAGGCGCAUAAGCGAUGUGCGACCCUUCAUGUGUGUUCUGAGGCUGGUGGCGAGGGAGGGCGACCGAGUGGAGAAACUCACCAACACCCAGAUUAGCCUGUUAAUUGGCAAAGGGCUGCAUGAGUUUGAGGCCCAGAAAAACCACGAGGUGAAUGAGUUUCGGACUAAGAUGCGUACAUUUUGCGAGGAGAAGGCUCAGCAGCGGCAGAUGUUGCCAUGGCAACAGUGGAUGGAAUACAGCUUCCCAUGUAACCUGGAGCCAUGCUGCUCUCCGCCGGAGUGUGCGAAUGUGAAGUCAAGAAACACAAAGAUUUUCAUCAACGUCAAGUUUGAGGCUUGUGAAGAAAGCUUCAUGCUGCAGCAGGACCCUCAGGACCUCCCAGUGGCUCUGAUGAGGAGCGCCCUAAAGAAGAAGGCGACCGUCUUUCGCUCAGUGCGGCAGGAGCCCGAGGACUACACCUUGCAGGUCAAUGGGAGGUGGGAGUUCAUCUAUGGGAAACACCCCUUGUGCCAAUUCAAAUACAUCUUCUCUUGUUUGAGAAAUGGCCAAAAGCCUCAUCUAACCAUGGUGCAGCACUCCACCAUCCGCAAAUAUCAGGAGGAGCAGGGCCGAAUGUGCAGCCAGGUAUACAAGAGUCGCUCCUUGUCCAGACCUCCUCCACUACCACUGAAGAAGCAGAAUACCUCCUCUUUGUGGUCCAUCAAUGAGCCUUUUCACAUUCACCUGCUGCAGGGCAGCCGAGUCAAUGCAGAUGAAGGAAUGAAGCUUGUGGUACAGGCUGGUCUGUUCCAUGGCAGUGAACUGCUCUGCAAGGUGGUGACAAGCUCUGAGGUGACAGUGUGCUCUGAGCCACUGUGGGAUCAAAAGCUCGAGUUUGACAUAAAUGUGGCUGACCUGCCUCGCAUGAGCCGUCUGUGCUUCGCUCUCUAUGCUGUCAUUGAGAAAGCCAAGAAACCCAGAGGCACCAAAAAGAAGAAUAAGAAAGCGGACUGUCCGAUAGCCUGGGUCAACACCAUGGUGUUUGACUAUAAAGACCAGCUGAAGACUGGGGACUUCCUCUUGUCGACUUGGCCAUCUGUUCCUGAUGACAAAGGUGACCUGUUGAACCCAAUGGGAACAGUCGAGAAGAACCCCAAUGUGGACAGUGCUGCUGGACUUCUCAUUCGCUUCCCCAACAUCCGGCCACAUCCACUCUACUACCCUCCACUUGACAAGAUAAGUGACAUGGAGAGGAAUGGAGAUGCAUCUAUUGCCACUAAGGAAGAGUACAUGAAACUUAAAGAAAUCAUGGACAACAAAAACUACACCGAGUUUUUUGAGGAUGAGAAGGAACUCUUGUGGAAGCUUCGUGCAGAAGUUCGCAACCGUUAUCCUGAAAGUUUGUCCAAGAUCCUCCUCAUCACCAAGUGGAAUAAGCGUGAGGAUGUAGUUCAGAUGGUGAGUUUACUGAGGAACUGGCCAGACCUCCCUGCCAUCCAUGCCUUGGAGCUCUUAGACUACAGUUUUCCUGACCCAGUGGUCCGUUCUUUCACUAUCAAAUGCCUAAGGAAGCUCAGUGAUGAUGAUCUGCUACAAUACUUAAUCCAACUGGUCCAAGUCUUAAAGUAUGAGUCCUAUCUGGACUGUGACCUCACUACUUUCCUGCUAGAGAGGGCUUUGUCCAACAGGAGGAUAGGGCACUUUCUAUUUUGGCAUCUCAGAUCAGAGAUUCAUGUGGCAUCUGUGAGUUUACGUUUUGGCCUGAUUUUGGAGGCCUACUGCAGGGGAAACAUCCACCACAUCAAGCUCUUAACCAAACAGAAUGAGGCUCUGGGAAAAAUGAAGGCCCUGAGUGACCUUGUGAAGUCGGGCUCUCAGAAGACAACAGUGGAUGACCUGAAGCUGUGUAUCAGACAGGAGUCCUACCUGGAGGCCCUGUCAGACCUGCUGUCACCACUCAACCCCAGCAUCAUCCUUGCUGAGAUCUGUGCAGAUAAGUGCAGGUUCAUGGACUCCAAGAUGAAGCCACUCUGGCUGAUGUAUAAGAACCCCGGGACUCAGGGAGACAUGAUGGGCAUCAUCUUUAAGAAUGGAGAUGAUCUUCGACAAGACAUGUUGACCCUUCAGAUGAUCUGGCUCAUGGAGAAUUUAUGGAAGAAAGAAGGUCUGGAUCUCAGGAUGAUCCCAUAUGGCUGCUUGUCCACUGGGAACAAGACGGGGCUCAUUGAAGUUGUGAAGGGCUCAGACACCAUCGCUAAUAUUCAGCGUAACAGCAGCAACAGUGCUGCCACCGCUGCCUUCAACAAGGACGCCCUGCUCAACUGGCUGAAAUCUAAGAAUCCUGAGGACAAACUUGAUCAAGCAAUAGAAGAGUUCACGCUGUCUUGUGCUGGCUACUGUGUAGCUACUUAUGUCUUGGGCAUUGGAGAUCGUCACAACGACAAUAUCAUGAUCAGGGAAACUGGACAGCUCUUCCACAUUGACUUUGGGCAUUUUCUGGGCAACUUCAAGCGGAAACUAGGGAUCAACAGGGAGCGUGUGCCUUUUAUCUUGACUUAUGACUUUGUCCAUGUGAUCCAGCAAGGACGAACAAACAACAGUGAGAAGUUUGAGAGGUUCAGGGAGUACUGUGAGCGGGCCUACAAGAUCCUGUGUCGGAACGGGACACUGUUCGUCAACCUCUUUGCUAUGAUGAAGGCAGCAGGACUGCCAGAACUCACGUCCAGCAAAGACAUCCAGUAUCUAAAGGACUCUUUAGCUUUGGGGAAAUCAGAGGAAGAGGCACUGAAGAAUUUCAAAGUAAAGUUCAACGAAGCUCUGCGGGAAAGCUGGAAGACAAAGGUCAACUGGAUGAUGCACUCCUUGGCCAAAGAUAAUAGACCAUGAAGAACACUGCACCAAGGGAAGAUAAAGAUCCACGAAAAACGAAUGGAUUUUAACUGUAAUUAACUUAAUUAUGAAGUUAAAAGGGAAGCAAACACAAUCAAAUAUUUUACUUUAUUAAUGGCAUUCAACAAAUGUUUACAUCUGACUGGCCUGCCUGUGGUACAUAAUGACUAAGUGGAGGCAUCCAAAGACAAAGAUAUAAUCACGGAACAUAAUUUCAACACACAGUCAAACAACGGAAUGCCUUUGCCUUGAGGGACAUAUCAACAGUUAUGAAUUGCGCUAUAUACACAAACACACACACACACACAUACAUCUAUAUAUAUAGAUGUAUAUGUGUGCAUGUGUAUGUGUUAAAAUUGCUACUUGAAAAUCACCUGCUCAUGCUAAAGUGUCAUGAAUCACUGAAACAGAAGCAGAGACUGAAAGUUCAUCUCACCCACUGCAUUACUCAGCAGGGCGCAAACUGCAAACAAACUUUAUGAUGACUUUAGAUGACACCUUUCAGAAACGGUGUACAAUAACAGAGCGUCAGUUUCACCUCAAGUGUUUUGUAAGGUUUACAACCCUCGAUGGCUGUGUAAUUUCCUUUUAUUUCAACUGCCUCUUUGCAAUUGUGUCUUGUUCUUUUGUGUAUUGUAUUUAAUUUGCUAACUCUGAAGUGCUUGUACAAAGCCAUGAAGGAUAUUUUAAAAAGAUGUGUUUUAUUGCUUUAUCACUUGUUGAUGUGUAAUAUUGCCUUGAAGUACAGUAUGUUGCCUUUGUAGUGCCAGUAGACACACAGCAUUGUAAUAUUUACAAAAUACUGUAAGAUGAAAAAAUAACUUUAAAUGGGUCCUUUAUGUUGAUAACAUCCCUGUGUACCAGGCUGUGUCACCCGGCAGACUCUUACCAUACAUACAUCUUAAAGGAAUGAUUUGACAUUUUGGUUAAAAACUUUCAUUUGUUUUCUUACUGAGUGUUAGAUGAGAUUUUCAAUAUUACUCUCAGAAAAUCUGUCUGUUUCAUGUGACAAUGGAGCCAACAUCCUUCAGCUUAGCUUAGCACAAAGACAAGAAACGGGGAAACAGCUAGUCUAGUAGCACCUUUAAUUAUCACAUUAUAUGCUGUUUGUUUAAUCUGUGGAAAAACUAAAGUGCAAAAGUUGUAGUUUUAAAAGGUUAUGUGCUGAGCAGUUAUAUUAGAAGUGCUGUUUAGUGGACUGUUUUUACCUUUGGAGCCAGGCUAGCAGUUCCAGUCUAAGCAAACCUAACUGCCUCCUGGCCCAGACAGAUAUGAGAGUGGUGUCACACUUCUCAUCUAACUUUGCUAGUGACAACUGUCACUAGCAAAUGAAAAAAAAAUAAUCUCAGGCGCUUGGCAAAGAUAUCCCAUAGAUGUCUGGUACUGAUCAGACAAAAUAAUGAAUAAAUGAGGCAUUAAGACCCAAAUAAGUCAACAAUCUGUUGACUCAUAUAAGCCAUAGACUUGUGGUUGCGUUUCUCAGAAUGUGGUUCUGUGCACAUGGUCCUUUUUUUAAAGUAUAAAUGUGGAACAUGUACUAUCUCAGAUGAUGAAGCCUUUAUGUCUUUGUUUUUUUUUUCUUCUGAUAUUUAAGUUAUACACUGUGUCAUUUCCAUUGCAUUUUUGAACUGAUGUGCCAGGUGCCAUGAAAGAGAUUUAAUGCUCAUAGUGUCAAACACCUCUAGACGUUGAUAUAUCUAAUGCUGUGCAAAAUGGUGUUUGCCCUGUUAAGAACAUGUGUUCUAUAUGACUUCAUUUCAUGUUGCGCUCAGAUUAUUUUACAUGCCAUAUAUCUUGCUGUCAAGGGAGAUGAUGUGCUUCUCACAGCCUUUUAUUAUUUUGCAUAACAUGAAAUGAGCUCUACUGUUUGUAUGAGAUUCUGUACGAUGGUGACUUUUACAGAAGAGCAAGAGUAGCUGUAGAUUACACAGCGAGAAGAUUUAAAAGCUAAUGAAAUAUUUAUUAUGGAAUAGACUUUAAAUAUGGGUCAUCAGUGUCCCAUAGUAUGGGCUCAGCUAAAUACUGCUGCUUUAAGCUGUUUUGAACCAGGAGUGACUCUGUUUAGUUGAUGAGCUACUUUUGCAAAUUGUAAAAUGUACUACUUUUGAAUUGCUUGUAAUUCAUGAAUUCUGUCAAAUGGUACAAAUCUUUAAAGAUUCAGGCCUUGUUUUCAGUGUGCAGCUAAAACAGAUGACUGACCUGUCCACUAUUUGCAUCCUGUUAUUUACAUUUUCCUUAUUUGCUGUUAGGAGGGAAACACACAAUCGAUAAACAGUUUGCAACAGCAGAACGCACUGAGGCUUUCUAGGAUCCAGGAUGGGAAAUUAGCCUGAGACAUCAGUCAAAUUUUGGCUAAAUAAAAUAAUGAUUUACUAUUGAUGAAUUUGAACUUUUAUAUUUGAACUGAUAGAUGUUGUUGUUUUAAAAAAUGAAUUUUAAUUUAAUUAAUCAGCCUAAAUCCAUGCCAUAUCUUGGCUUUAUUUUCUACUUUUUGCAGAUUAAAAAAACAGCUGCUCGUGCAUGAAGACCA